GGUGGGCCCCUGUCUUCCAGCAGCUCCGGGCCUGCUCGCUAGGCCCGGGAGGCGCAGGCGCAGGCGCAGUGGGGGUGAGGGCGCGUGGGGGCGCACAGUUCACUGAUGAGGAAACUGAGGCCCUAACGGCAGGUGGAGCCGGGUCCCCGACCCCCGAGAUCGGCAGGGCGCUGAAGACGUCCCUUCCACCCUCCAGCCUCUGGUGCACAUGGCUUCCUCCCCGGCGGUGGACGUGUCCUGCAGGCGGCGGGAGAAGCGGCGGCAGCUGGACGCGCGCCGCAGCAAGUGCCGCAUCCGCCUGGGCGGCCACAUGGAGCAGUGGUGCCUCCUCAAGGAGCGGCUGGGCUUCUCCCUGCACUCGCAGCUCGCCAAGUUCCUGUUGGACCGGUACACUUCUUCAGGCUGUGUCCUCUGUGCAGGUCCUGAGCCUUUGCCUCCAAAAGGUCUGCAGUAUCUGGUGCUCUUGUCUCAUGCCCACAGCCGAGAGUGCAGCCUGGUGCCCGGGCUUCGGGGGCCUGGCAGCCAAGAUGGGGGGCUUGUGUGGGAGUGCUCAGCAGGCCAUACCUUCUCCUGGGGACCCUCUUUGAGCCCUACACCUUCAGAGGCACCCAAGCCAGCCUCCCUUCCACAUACUACUCGGAGAAGUUGGUGUUCCGAGGCCACGAGUGGGCAGGAGCUUGCAGAUUUGGAAUCUGAGCAUGAUGAGAGGACUCAAGAGGCCAGGUUGCCCAGGAGGGUGGGACCCCCAGCAGAGACCUUCCCACCUCCAGGAGAGGAAGAGGGUGAGGAAGAAGAGGACGAUAAUGAGGAUGAAGAGGAGAUGCUCAGUGAUGCCAGCUUAUGGACCUACAGCUCCUCCCCAGAUGAUAGUGAGCCUGAUGCCCCCAGACUACUCCCUUCCCCUGUCACCUGCACACCUAAAGAGGGGGAGACACCACCAGCCCCUGCAGCACUCUCCAGUCCUCUUGCUGUGCCGGCCUUGUCAGCAUCCUCAUUGGGUUCCAGAGCUCCUCCACCUGCAGAAGUCAGGGUGCAGCCACAGCUCAGCAGGACCCCUCAAGCGACCCAGCAGACUGAGGCCCUGGCCAGCACUGGGAGUCAGGCCCAGUCUGCUCCAACCCCGGCCCGGGAUGAGGACACUGCACAAAUUGGCCCCAAGAGAAUUAGGAAAGCUGCCAAAAGAGAGCUGAUGCCUUGUGACUUCCCUGGCUGUGGAAGGAUCUUCUCCAACCGGCAGUAUUUGAAUCACCACAAAAAGUACCAGCACAUCCACCAGAAGUCUUUCUCCUGCCCAGAGCCAGCCUGUGGGAAGUCCUUCAACUUUAAGAAACACCUGAAGGAGCACAUGAAGCUGCACAGUGACACCCGGGACUACAUCUGUGAGUUCUGCGCCCGGUCUUUCCGCACUAGCAGCAACCUUGUCAUCCACAGACGUAUCCACACUGGAGAAAAACCCCUGCAGUGUGAGAUAUGCGGGUUUACCUGCCGCCAGAAGGCUUCCCUGAACUGGCACCAGCGCAAGCAUGCAGAGACGGUGGCUGCCUUGCGCUUCCCCUGUGAAUUCUGCGGCAAGCGCUUUGAGAAGCCAGACAGUGUUGCAGCCCACCGUAGCAAAAGUCACCCAGCCCUGCUUCUAGCCCCUCAAGAGUCACCCAGUGGUCCCCUAGAGCCCUGUCCCAGCAUCUCUGCCCCUGGGCCUCUGGGAUCCAGUGAGGGGUCCAGGCCCUCUGCAUCUCCUCAGGCUCCAACCCUGCUUCCUCAGCAAUGAGCUCUCCUCCAGCUUUGGCUUUAGGAAGCCAGACUCCAGGGACUGAAAAGGAGCAACGAGGAGAGGGUCUGCUUGAGAAACGCCAGAUGCUUGGUCCCCAGGAACUAAGGCGACAGAGUGCAGGGUGGGGGCAAGACUGGGCUGUAGGGGAGCUGGACUACUUUAGUCUUCCUAAAGGACAAAAUAAACAGAGUAUUUUAUGCA
This is a messenger RNA of Gorilla gorilla gorilla (western lowland gorilla), 1972 nucleotides long. RefSeq names its product zinc finger protein 692 (gene ZNF692). Lineage: Eukaryota; Metazoa; Chordata; Mammalia; Primates; Hominidae. The coding region runs from base 209 to 1768 and encodes 519 amino acids. The record is from RefSeq and is a predicted model, not a curated record. The transcript has 12 exons.